Leishmania mexicana MHOM/GT/2001/U1103 is the source of this 4662-nucleotide messenger RNA. Its product is annotated as multidrug resistance protein, copy 1-like protein. The record is from RefSeq and is a predicted model, not a curated record. Gene Ontology annotation, cellular component: membrane. The transcript has a single exon. Gene Ontology annotation, biological process: transmembrane transport. Gene Ontology annotation, molecular function: ATP binding; ABC-type transporter activity; ATP hydrolysis activity. Lineage: Eukaryota; Euglenozoa; Kinetoplastea; Trypanosomatida; Trypanosomatidae. The coding region runs from base 1 to 4662 and encodes 1553 amino acids.
AUGCCCGCAUAUUCCGUACCAGGCCAACUUGCACACGCAAGCGCCACACCUCGCCCGCAUGCCCACCCGACGGUGGUGUCACCAGCAUAUCAUCAGCCGUCCGAUCCCCCACCUCCAGCACGAGGACUUAGAGACCUCUUUGGUGAAGAGCCCGCGUAUGAGCAGCAGCCGGAGGACCGGGCCGGCUGGCUACUCGGGACAUUUUUUCAUACAUGGCUUGGCGACCUCAUGCACCGCGCGGCGCGAGAGGAGCUGACCAUGAAUGGGCUGCCGCACCCGAUGCGCGAGUACCGCGCCUACAAUGCCGGUGUCGUGCUGGCGGCGGAGCUGCAGCGCCAGCAAGCGCGCCGCCAUGCGUGGGACGGCUACGUUGGCGCGCGCGUCGGCGUGCGCUGGGACGACGCCAGCGACGGCGUGCUGCGCUGGGUGGGCGCGGUGCAGCAGUACGGCACGCCGGGGCGGCUGUACGCGGGCGUGGAGUGGCGCGUGGCCCCGUCGCGGCGCCGUGGCUGCUGCGUUGGCCGCUGCGUUGGGUGGCUGCUGCGCCGCGGGCGCAGUGCCCCUGUCCCGGAGCGCGGUCCCGGCGCGCAUCACCGCGGCGAGGUGGAUGGCGAGCACCUGUUCGACCCCGUGGAGGAUAACACGGUGCUGACGUGCGAGCGAGUCGAGGACGUUGUGUUUCGCCCCCUCGGCCACUACCCGGCAGACGCAGCACCGCCGCCAGGUUUCUCCCCAGAUGAUGCGAAAGCGUGCGAAGCACCCCACGUGGAGUCGGUCUUGUAUGCGGUCUUCUAUUGCUUUCGCCAGCCGCUCCUGUGGCUGUUGCCGUUGCGCUUCGUCGUGGAACUGAGUGCGCUGCUGACACCGAUGGCUCGGAAGUGGUACGUGGGGUAUCUGGCGCCACCAGUGGCCUCUCAGACCACGACGAAGGCGCCGCUGCCGCCGCCGAUUUUCAACGCAUUCUGCAGCGUUGCGGUUGUCUUCUGUGUCUCGCUUGUGCACAGCGCGACCACAGCCAAGUAUGAGCAGCUGUGCAGACGAUACGCAUUUGCCGUGCGCUCCGCGCUUUCUGCCUGCAUCGCUGCCAAGUGCCUUCUCAUCUCCGAGAAGUCUGUACAGCGACCCGAGCUGAACGUCGGUCGCAUUGUCAACCUUUUCGCCUCCGAUGUGGAUGUUUUCGUGAGUGCCUUUCAGGGACUGUGGAUGAUCGUCACCAUUCCUGUCUUGCUCGUUGCCGCUGUCUGUCUCCUCUACCGAACCAUGGGUUUCAGCGCGCUUGUCGGAAUGGCCAUGAUGAUGAUGAUAGCUCCGCUGCAAAUUCUAGCAACGAUCAUGUCAUCCAGGUGCUCCUACGCGCUCGCAUUGGCAACAGAUGAGCGACUCCGCAUCACGAACGAGUUCCUCUCCGGCAUCCGCUCCAUCAAGUUCAUGGGAUUCGAGCGCCACUUUCAGCGACUGAUAACCGAGAAACGCGAUGCCGAGCUGGCGGCACUCCGUCGUUUUCAGAUUGCCACCACAGGUACGAUGUUUGCAACGAGCCUCACCCCGACCUUGACGCUGGCGUCUACCUUUAUUACAUACGCCCUCACCGGUCACGUCAUGUCUUCCCAUGUCGUGUACCCCGUUAUCUCUCUCCUGCAGCUCAUCCACACACCACAGCAGACAAUGUUCUCGUUCCUCGUUGUUUAUGCGCAGUUCUUCGUGUCCAUGAAGCGCCUCACCUCCUUCCUCGCCGCUGACGACGCGCAGGCACGCGACAUCCUUGAGGAGGCGCUGGCGUCGAAGGGCGACGACGCGGCCGCUGUGCUGUGCAACGCGACGGUGAGCUCCCACAAGGCUGUGCCGCUGCCCCCGGCCAGCAGCCGCGAGAGCGGCGGUGGGGACACGCACUACGAGCUGCGCGCCAAGUCGCUGCUGGCGGACGUGGACCUGCGCGUGCCGCGCGGGCGGCUGACGGUGGUGCUGGGGCCGACGGGCAGCGGCAAGUCCACGCUGCUGGACGCGCUGAUCGGCGCGCUGGCGGUGACGCGCGGCCGCGUGGCGUGCUCGCGCAGCGUGGCCUACGUGCCGCAGCAGCCGUGGAUCAUGAACGCGACGCUGCGCGACAACGUUGUGUUCUUCGGCGCGCCGGACGCGGCGGCCUUCGAGCGCGCGGUGCGCAGCACCCAGCUGGCCUCGGACCUGGCGCUGCUGGCGGACGGCGCGGAGACGGAGAUCGGCGAGAGAGGCAUCAACCUGAGCGGCGGGCAGAAGGCGCGCGUGGGCCUUGCGCGCGCCGUGUACGCGGACCGCGACGUGUACGUGCUGGACGACCCGCUGUCGGCGCUGGACGCGCAGGUGGGCGAGCGCGUGAUGCGCGAGUGCGUGUGCGGCGCGCUGGCCGGCAAGACGCGCGUGCUGGCCACCCACCAGGUCGGCGCCGCCGCCUACGCGGACUUGGUUGUGCUGCUGGAGGAGGGCCGCGUCGCCUUUCAGGGCAGCUAUGCCGCUUACUGCGAGUACGCCGAGCAGCAAGGAUGUACAGAUGAGGUGGAGGUGACGGUGGAUGCCUGCUUCGCUAGCAAGACGGUGGACAAACGCGCUUCCGCCGCUCGAAGAUGUGCCCUGCUCUCGCGAGCGAUGCCGAUGAAGGUCUGCGAAACCACUGAAAGAGCAGACGCUGCCAGCAGACAACGUUGCGAGGUUGAAGGGGCUGAUAAGCUUGAGCAGCAACAGGAAGAACCCCGACUCCCUGGCGAUGCGGAGGAACUGGCGGGGGCUGUUGAAGUGUCCACUGAACCGACUGACAACAGGGAGGAGAAGGCUAGCGGGGCCGUUUCUUGGAGUAUGUAUCGCCGGUACAUCCAUGCUGCUGGUGGCAUGCACGUCUUCUGCGGCGUUACUGCCAUGUUUUUGUUCACGGAAGUGGCACAGCAGCUGCCGACUGUUUGGCUCUCUCUCUGGUCCUCUGGCGCCUUUGAUGGUAUGUCCAACAACGGCUGCAUCUUUGCCUUCGCCAUGUUUGCCCUGAGCACCGUCUUCGUGAUACCCAUCCGGGUUAUAUUCGUGUUCAAUGGUUUGCGCAAUGCGGCGCGUGAGCUUCACGCAGGUCUUCUCAGCUCCCUCGUUGUCGCCACACUCAACUUCUACGAAACGACCCCACUUGGACGGCUCACCAAUCGGCUGUCACGAGACAUGAGGGAAAUCGAUGCAGCACUGCCCACCUACGUCAUCUCUGCAGCCGUGCAUGGCAGCUUCAUCCUUGGCUACCUGCUCAUGCUCACCGUUUCGCAGCCGUUUACCAUUUUCCUACUGGUGCCGUGCAUUUUGGUGUACGGCCGCAUCUUUCGCUUCUUCUGCGCUGCCAACCGCGAGAUGCAGCGCCUGCUCAACAUCUCCAACUCGCCUGUCUUCUCGAUCCUGAAUGAGGUGCUGACGGGGCGCUGGACCAUCUGCACCUACGGCCGCGAGCACGCUGUCGUGGGACGUGCACUGCAAGGUCUUGAUAGCGUCUUUUCCUGUGCCUACAUGAAGGCCGUCGGUACGGUCUGGGUCACGGUACGUGUGGAGCUGCUCGGAAACGCAGCUGUCUGUGUGCUAGCGCUGCUUGGUGUUCUCUCAACACACAUCCCAUCGGUGCCCAUGAAUGUCGCCAUGUUGGCUUUGUGUUUCAUCAACGCCUCUUCCCUCAGCCAAAAGCUUUCCAGCCUGAUCGGUGUCGGCGCAACGGUGGAGGCGUCGAUGAACUGCGUGGAGCGCGUGCUGUACUACACGGACAACGCGCCGGCUGAAGAGCUCCGCGACGAAAAUGAGAACGCGCGCCAGUCCAAGAGUGUCUUCGCACAUGCCGUGGUGGACGGGAUAGAGCUAUCUCCGGAAGAUGUCACCGCUGCUGCUGCGCCUGCGGGGUCGCUUGUGCUGGAGCACGUGGACAUGCGGUACCGGCCGGGGCUGCCGCUGGUGCUGCGCGACGUGUGCUUCGCGGUGGCGCCGGGGCAGAAGGUGGGCGUUGUGGGGCGCACCGGCAGCGGGAAGUCGACGCUGCUGCUGGCGUUCCUGCGACUGGUAGAGGUGUGCGGCGGCCGCAUGCUUGUGUGCGGGCGCGACGCGCGCGACUACGGCGUGCGCGAGCUGCGCGGGCUCUUCUCGAUGAUCCCGCAGGACCCGCUGCUGUUCGACGGCACGGUGCGCAGCAACGUGGACCCCUUUGGGCGGUGCGGCGACGCGGGUGUGUGGCGCGCGCUGCGGCAGGUGGGGAUGGAGGAGCGCGUGCGCGGGGAUGCGGGCGGGCUGGACGGGCGCGUGCAGGAGGGCGGCGCCAACUACAGCGUGGGCCAGCGCCAGCUGCUGUGCCUGGCGCGCGCGCUGCUCAAGCGCGGCAGCGCCUUCCUGCUCAUGGACGAGGCCACCGCGAACGUCGACCCCGCGCUGGACCGCCAGAUCCAGCGCACCGUGCAGCACACCUUCCGCGACUACACCGUCGUCACCAUCGCGCACCGCCUGCACACCGUCGCCGCCUGCGACGUCAUCGUCGUCAUGGACCAGGGCCGCGUUCUCGAGUUCGGCUCGCCGCGCGAGCUGGUGGAGCGCGGCGACUCUGUGUUUAGCGUUCUUGUUCGCUCGCUCAGCAAGGGGGCUCGCAAGGCGUUUUACCGGACCCUCAAUGGAGAGGUCGCGGAGUGA